AUGGCUAAGCUGAUUGAGAAGCGGAUGGCUGGUGUCGAUGAAAUAUCGACUCUAGUUCGAGAACUUGAUGAGCAGUAUUACGUGGCUUCCUGGGAUGCAAGAAACAUGCAGAUAUCCUCACACGCUUUUAAGAAAAGCGUGGCGCGGACAGCGCGCUCACCCCUGACCCAAGAAGUACGACCAGAAGACGUUGUCGAUCCGAAGAAGCACAACAAGGACUGGACGGAAAUGGAUGCGAACGACUACGAUGGCGACUACAUUGCGAGCACCGAUCCAAUCCACCCUGUCAGUACCGACUACUCGCACCCACUCGAUGACGACGAUGGAAGCUGGAUCUUCAACCACUUUUCACCAGAAGAGAUGGAACCCACGGCCGGAGAUCUAGACUUCGAUCAGAAUGGUUGGAGCUGGGACAAUAGCGACCACGCCAACGACAGCGACAGCGAGAAGGGCGGAAUUCGCGUCGUUGCUAAAUCUCAAGAAGAGAACACUACGUCACAGAUCGGCGACAACGAUCUCAUCGCAUGGGGGCCGGAAGCCUCGGCGUCCUCCAAGCUUUCGAAAAUUAGCAUGGAUGGUCUCAGUAUGGAACAAAGACAUGCAGAGGAGCAGAGGAAAAUCAUCAUCGACGCGUUCUGGAUAGUCGUGAACGAGCCUACUGAGUCACAAAGACAAUCAGACUCCGAGAUAGACGAUUUGAACGUGAUCCUUCGCAGCCUCAACAUCUCUCACGAUACGCCAACCGCCUCGACCCCUUGCAUACCGACCAGGCCACCUCACAUGUGGGUAGAUGGUCCUUCGGACGCUUCUGAUACACCACGGCCGAAUUCGUCAACCUUCGUUUCUCCACCAUCAACGCCUGAUCGAUCCAUAACACCACCAAGUCCCAACUCAACACGUACAGCUUACAACAAACAACGCAAGUUCCUCAAGAAGCGACUGCAAGAAGAUGCUAACAGAGACAAGUAUUACAGUGACUUGCUCCUUGUUUCGAGAUUUGAGGCGAGAGCAUUUGAGGGACUAGAGGGGAGAUUUAUUGCUGAUCCCCAGAUGGUGAGAACAGGAGGAAGAAGGAACGGGUGGUUUCAAUAA
This is a messenger RNA of Alternaria ethzedia, 1092 nucleotides long. RefSeq lists its product as uncharacterized. The transcript is spliced from 3 exons. The record is from RefSeq and is a predicted model, not a curated record. Bases 1 to 1092 code for a protein of 363 amino acids. Lineage: Eukaryota; Fungi; Ascomycota; Dothideomycetes; Pleosporales; Pleosporaceae.